This is a messenger RNA of Cladocopium goreaui, 347 nucleotides long. The record is from the annotation of a GenBank genome assembly. Lineage: Eukaryota; Dinophyceae; Suessiales; Symbiodiniaceae.
CUGUGUGCCGUGCUUGAGCUUUUCCUUUUCUGAGUGGGCACCAUGAGGACAUGGCUGGCAGCCGCCCUGCUCUGCCACGUUGCUGCGGAGCAAGUGCAGGUCCACAUCGUUUGUCACACACAUGACGACGUGGGGUGGCUGAAGACGGUGGAUGAGUACUACACCGGCCAGAACAAUUCCAUCCAGCAUGCCUAUGUACACAUGAUUUUGGACACCGUGGUGCGCGCACUGGCGGCGGACAAGAGUCGCACCUUCACCUAUGUGGAGCAGGCCUUCUUCGUCCGUUGGUGGCGACAACAGGACGAGAGGACCAAAGCCUUGGUGAAGGACCUGGUGAAGGAUGGAAG